AUGCGGAAAUCCGAUGUCGUGACAAAACUGUAAUUUUAUCUCCAUGGGAUAAAAAGACUGUAUUUCUCGAAAUGAAAGUGUACAAUUUCCUCUUCUGGGAUGAAUUAACAGGAAAAAAUUGCCCAAAAGUCUCCUUUUAAGAAAAUUAUUUUUGAGUGACAUCAUCGAUUCUUGUGCAGAACGCCUACGUCAUCAAAAGGCCACCGAGCAUUUUGCAAUGCGCGCAUGUUCCACGCAUUGCUUCCAAAACGAAACUUCUACUUCAAAUAAAAAACAAAAUUGCUGCAAAUUUUCAUCACAGCGGAGUAAUAAAACCCAUCAUCUGUGGGAUCAGUUUUGUUUGAGGAACCUUGGAGUAGGUGAAGUGAGACAUGAGUGUCGAUGCGUACGGUCCGAGCUCGCAGAGCUUGACUUUUCUGGACACGGAAGACGGCGAGUUACUGGGAGCCGACACGCAGGGGACGGAUUUUGAGUAUAAUGUAGGGGACUUCACCCUGCCGUCUCAGACGCAGACCCAAAGCCAGGCAUCGCAGCUUGAUGUCGUGUCGCAGAGUCAGAGCCAAGUUGGGUUGUCUUUGGAUGCAAAGCCAGUACAGAAUGGCUUUGUUGAGGACAACGUUGCAGCUACCGUACAAACACUGAAGGACUUGACUUUUGAAGAAGAUGAAGAAGAGACGUAUUACACCAAAGACCUACCUGAUCAUGCAUGCAGGUAUUGCGGCAUCCACGAUCCAUCUGCAGUGGUAUUAUGCAACUCCACUAAGAAAUGGUUCUGCAAUGGCCGUGGCAACACCUCGGGAAGCCAUAUCAUCAACCACCUCGUGAGGGCCAAGUGUAAGGAGGUCACCCUUCACCGCGACAGUCCCGUAGGAGAGACUGCCCUCGAGUGUUACAACUGCGGAUGUCGCAACGUGUUCCUACUGGGUUUCAUCCCUGCUAAAGUUGACUCGGUCGUCGUGCUGCUCUGCCGGCAACCCUGUGCCACCCAGAGCAACUUGAAGGACAUGAACUGGGAUCCAACCCAGUGGCAGCCCCUGAUUCAGGACCGCUGCUUCCUCAGCUGGUUGGUCAAGGUCCCUUCGGAGCAGGAGCAGCUCCGAGCCAGGCAGAUCUCGGCCGCUCAGAUCAAUCGACUGGAGGAACUGUGGAAGAACAACGCAGAAGCCACGCUGGAAGACCUGGAGAAACCGGGAGCUGAUGAGGAGCCUGCUUCGGUCAUGUUGAGAUAUGAAGACGCCUACACCUACCAGAACAUCUUCGGUCCUCUGGUGAAGAUGGAGGCAGAUUAUGAUCGCAAGACCAAGGAGAAUCAGAAUCAGAGUAACAUGUCUGUACGUUGGGACAUCGGACUCAAUCGCAAGACCAGGGCUUACUUCAAUUUCCCUAAGAAAGAAGAUUUGAAAUUGAUGCAGGGAGAUGAGUUGAGGCUGCGCUACCUUGGUGACUUGCAAGAACCUUGGUCAGGAGUGGGUCAUGUAGUCAAGAUACCAGACAAUUAUGGAGAUGAGAUUUGUGUUGAGAUUAAGAUAAGUGCCAAAGUACCCGUCAACUGCAUCAACAACUUUGUGGUGGACUUUGUGUGGAAAUCCACAUCUUUUGACAGAAUGCAAAGUGCCCUGAAGACGCUGGCAGUGGACGAGACAGCCGUGUCUAGUUUCCUGUAUCAUAAACUCCUUGGUCAUGAGGUGGAGAACAUGGUGAUCAAGAGUAACCUGCCUAAGCGGUUUUCCGCACCCAAUCUCCCCGAGUUGAACCACUCUCAAGUGUCUGCUGUGCGCAUGGUGCUCACACGCCCUCUAAGUCUUAUUCAGGGCCCACCCGGGACAGGAAAAACUGUCACCUCAGCCAGUGUUGUCUACCAUCUUGCCAAGCAAGGACAGGGGCAAGUGUUGGUGUGUGCACCCAGUAACAUCGCUGUGGACCAACUGACUGAGAAGAUCCAUCGUUCUGGAUUGAAGGUUGUCAGGAUAUGUGCCAAGAGUAGAGAAGCUAUCGAGUCGCCAGUCUCGUUCCUCACACUCCACAGACAGGUGCGAAACAUGGAAGGGAACGAGGAGCAGCAGAAACUGCAAGCUCUGAAGGAUGAGAUCGGAGAAUUGUCCAGCGCUGACGAGAAACGCUUCCGUGCGCUCAAGAGGAACAAUGAGAGAGAACUGCUCCAGAAUGCUGAUGUGAUUUGCUGUACCUGUGUAGGAGCAGGGGACCCUCGUCUUGCCCGGUUCCGAUUCCGAGCCGUUCUCAUCGACGAGAGUACGCAGGCCACAGAACCCGAGUGUCUCAUACCCAUUGUGCUCGGAUGCAAACAGGUCAUCUUGGUAGGGGAUCAUUGUCAGCUAGGCCCAGUGGUCAUGUGCAAGAAAGCGGCCAAUGCCGGCCUCUCACAGUCGCUCUUCGAGCGUCUCGUGGUCCUGGGCAUCCGACCAAUCAGAUUGCAGGUUCAGUAUCGUAUGCAUCCGGCCCUCAGCGCUUUCCCAUCCAACAUUUUCUACGAGGGAUCUCUGCAGAAUGGUGUGGCAGCUGGUGAUCGAAUCAACAAGGCAGUGGAGUUUCCCUGGCCCCAGCGAGACAAACCGAUGUUCUUCUAUGCCACGGCUGGACAAGAGGAGAUCUCCAGCUCCGGUACCUCCUUCUUAAACAGAACGGAGGCGUCUAAUGUCGAAAAGAUCACAACAUGUUUCCUGCGUGCCGGCGUCAAGCCCGACCAGAUUGGCAUCAUCACACCCUACGAGGGCCAGCGUGCGUUCAUCGUCCAGUACAUGCAGUACAGCGGCCCCCUGAAUGUCAAACUCUACCAGGAGAUCGAGAUCGCCAGCGUCGACGCUUUCCAGGGACGGGAGAAAGACUACAUCAUUCUGUCGUGUGUCCGUGCCAAUGACCAUCAGGGCAUCGGGUUCUUGAACGACCCACGCCGUCUGAAUGUUGCUCUGACUCGCUGCAGGUAUGGUGUGAUCAUCGUGGGUAACCCCAAGGUCCUGUCACGUCACCCACUGUGGAAUCACCUUCUGACCUACUACAAGGAGCAUAAGGUCCUGGUUGAAGGACCUCUUAAUAACCUGAAGGAGAGUCUGAUUCAGUUCAGUAAGCCAAGGAAGCUCGUCAACACAACAAACCCAGGUGGUCGUUUUAUGACGUCUGCAAUGUUCAGCGCCAAGGAGGCCAUGAUACCAGGCAGUAUCUAUGAUAGAUCAGGCAUGAUGAAUGGAGGAGGAUCCAGUCGUUUUGUUCAUGGACCAGGCCGUAUCCACGACCAGAUGGGUUACAUCGGGCCAGGCCCCGCCCAAUUCGCGGGGGCCAACGUCCCUGUACCAGUCAACAUGUUCUUGCCUCCACCCCCUCAACCAGGCAAUCACUUCUACAAUCAGGGCAUGCCGGGGCCACCGAUGGGGGGCCACAUGCCACAGCAGCGGGGGAAGGGUGCCCCUCCAUACUCCAAGAGGAGGGGCAAGCCACCUGGGCAGCAGGGGCAAGGGAAAGGCUCGCAACAAGGAAUGGGCGGGGCUAGCCAGCCGGGCAACUCUAGCCAGAAUAUGUCUCAGUACAAUCUCUCAAUGCAGAGUCAGGAUGGGUCGAUGCCAUUCUCCCAGGGCCCACUCACCCAAGGCAUGUCCAUGAGUCAACCGGGCCUAUCCCAGGCUGGCUUCUCCCUGCCUGGUCUCUCCCAGCCAGGCCUGUCUCAGCCGGAGCUGUCGCAGGACAGCUACCUGGGAGAAGAGUUCAAGUCCCAGAUGGAUGCAGCCCUGUCUCAGGACUCCACCUACCAGGGCGAUCGUAACUACCAGCACGGCUUCGGUUAUUAGUACCAAGCGAAGCACGGCGCCGGCAAACACGCCGCGCCAAACAUCGCGAGAGAAUGUGUUCGAACAUCCUUCUUCAAAAGCAGCCGGGGGGAGGUGGAAGAACGGCGGCGAAGACACCGAGAUAAAACAAAACACGAGGAUCAACAGCAAAGACGCACACAGUGGGUUCUCCUGAGAAAGAGAGAGAAACCUGGAAAAGGAAAAGUGGAAGGGCGAGGAAAGACGAGGCCAUGGUAGAUCAGAAAGGGCUUUGUCUAAAUGAAAACAUAGACCAACAAAAGUGCACUACCGCAUAAUGAGAAAAAAUAAGCAAGUUGGAAAGUGUCCCUUGGGUGGAAAAGGUACUGGGUGUCAUGUUCACAUGAAGACAGGUUAUGAUGCCUAAAGUAUAAAGAGAUGGAGGGUAACAUAAGAUAUAACACCACACACACUAAAACAUGGCAACUUAUAAGUUAUCCUAUCCGAUAGGCAUGCACCAUGUUUAAAAAUAAUUUCCGCAACAUUUAUAGUGUCAUCUUGCCCAUGAGGCGGUAACCAUUUUUUCGCGACAGAAGUAAGAGGUUUUAUCUGUAGCUAAUAAUGUCCAAAAAUUGGUGGCUGGAAAGUUUUUCUUCUGGAAUAAUAAAUGAAUUGUAUCUGGAAAGCAUGCCUGCAUCAUUACUGACGGUAUUUCCCCUUGUCGAUGGGUGAGGUGGUGGUAAUAAAAUUGGUGGUUGGACGAAGAGUACAGAAUGAAAUGCACUCGUGCAACAUUGGUCAAUUCCAAUGCAUAUCUGAUGUCGUGAAACUACUUUUUGCAUUUUAGAUGAUUUCAGAGGGGUGUUUCAGUCUAAAACAAUGCCAUUGUUCCUAGGACAAAAUUCACAAGCACCAAGCCCCAAACUUGCAACCAAGUCACUAUCCGGCAAUUUAAACCAGUGCAGUAGAAGGGAAAAAGCACAAAUUAAUGUACCACUGAGAUGUAGAGCGACAAAAAGGUAUUAUCAAAUUUUAAAGAAGUCUUCUAACCCAAAGAUGUUACAAAAUUAGGAAAGGACAUCUGUGUGGAAACAGUGUCGAAACAAGAAAUACAAAAUGGCUGUGAACUUCAGGGGCCCUACCGUUGGGUACAUAAAAACUUUGUGCAGUAAUUACUAUUUCAAAAUUUCCAACUGAUCAUUAAACAACAAAAGCAACACAUGUUUCCUGUCUUACUUUUCUAGGAUCUACACCCUAAACCACCAAGACCAUUUUUAGAACGUAACUGCAUGUUUUUCUUAGACCAUUUUAGACCAUUUUAAAAAGAAACUGCAUGUUUUGCUUAGGCAGAGUUUUGCAAGGUCAAAAUGUUCUUCCUUUGUAAUAUACCAGGCAUAAACCAGCGGGGUUUCAAGGUCAUGGGAAUCAAAUUACAGUAAUGGUCUUGGAGUGGGGGUGCUGGAUUUAAGAGUUUCCAAGUAAAAAUUUCAUCAAGUGUUUCGGUUUAAUUCAGAAUUAAGAAGUGAAUAGCAAUUCUUGGCAGUGUUAACAUUAGCCAAACAUGUUAUAUUUAGCAUGCAUAACCUUCAUGAUGGUGGGCUGGUUUUUCUUUUUUUUGCUGUGAUAAAAACCUGUACUGGGCAGUAUAUUUCAAGAAUGAAAUGGCCAUAGAAAGUUCACCCCAGUCCCAGUGCAUUGUUAUAUCUGGAACCGUAAACUGCCGGACACAUAUUACACUGCUUUGCCUGACCAGAGUUUGGGGUGUGACUGAACGGUAGUGACGAGUCAGAGAGAGAGCGGUCGAGAUUGUUGAGUUUUAACUUUCCCUUUCUUCCCCGUAUUUGAACUGAAGAGAUAAUGUGCAGUUAACAGCUCACUGUUGAUCAGAAAGAAAAAGGUGUUGUAAAUUUAUCACACAUGUUUAAGACAACUUAGGGGGCCCUUGAUGUACAUGUAGUCUGGUAUCGGAGAAACAGUGAUUGGUACAUCUAUCCUGCACUCUUUCAGACCUUGUGGUCCCCUUAGUUUAUUUUUUUGUUUCUAGUUCUUAGUAGUACGAUUUAUUUUAAUCUAAGUGUAGAUGAUUUAAUUACAGGUACAGUAUAUGGGUGAGGCAUUAAUUUCAUUUAUAAAUCCAGGUUUGGAUUUAAGCAAACUUGUGGUAAUAUAAUUAUUUGGGGGAUUUAUUUUAACUUGAAAAUAAAUUUUGUUGAGCAAUUAUGGUAAUACAUGUAUACUGCUUGGGAUCAUGACAUGCAGUUGUUUUAAUAGUUCUGGUUAGAACUAGUUCUUUCAGAAACAUGUUUUUUUCCGAAAAAUAUGUACAAAUUGCUGUCAUGUAGCGACAUGAGAUGGACGGAACUAGAAAAAUCAGUUCUGAAUUGAAUCUUCAGUUACUGAAAUUUCUCCAACUGUCAUUUUUCUUGAAUGAAGCGUUUUUCUUUUGGGCCGCUAGGGUUUCAUGGCAAUUUAAAGGUCGAGUCAUCAUUUGGCUAUUCUAGCUGCAUAAAUGAGUUCCCACAUUUUGUCACUGAAUAACCAUAGGACGUUUGCACUCUUCGUUGGCGUUCCCAAGCCUUUAUGUUGGUGUACAAUAUUUGUAGGUCACAGUUAUAAACAGUAAGCAGUGAACGGAGAUAACACACACAAAAUAAUUUUACUGGAAUAUUAAUAUUUUGGUCAGCUUUGGUCUUAUUAGCAAAACAUAUUGUAAAAUAUAUUCUUUCGUUGCACUAACUUAACAUCUGUUUUGUGUUUUAAAAGCAAAAACUAACUUUUAGAAGCACUGAUAUGCUUUCUAUACUCGACAGUGUUUUCGAUCACUUCUUGUUGCAAAACUUUUAGAUGCAUGUAAUUAUUUUACAACUUCUUUUUACACGAAUGCCGUUUCAUAUCUUUCAAAUGCAAUGGAAAAUGUCCAUAUUCCUUUUGUAUGGGUUGAUAAAGUGUACAUGUCAUGCCUUCAUAUCCGUUAAUAAAACUCGGGGAAUAAUUUUCGAUAUGCAAAGGAGAUAGAUAUUAGUAGUGCCAGAUACUUGUACUACUUAAAAGUAGUUAAAACAGCAGAAAAAAUUGUUGUGGAUGGUUGGUGAAAAAAAACCACUUCGAAAUAACUGUUCGCUGGCUUGUUACUCACUUCUAGUGGUCAACACAUGUGGGCUCAAUGUACCUCCAUGAUGUAGACAAGUACAAAAUUAUCAUUAUGCUUGCCAAAAUACAACUUUCAUUUGUGACUGGUAUCCCAUUUUACGAUUUCUCUUUGGCAGAAAACUGGUAAGCAAUACCAGACAAGACUUGAUGACAAGGCGUUAGGCGCUGCAUAUUUGUUACUAACACACAAGUCACAGUGCGACUAUACACAGGCAACGGUCGAGGGUGUGUACCGUCCCUGUAACUGCACCGCGCUUAACAACUACCGUCUUGACUUUAAGACUAGGGGUAAACUAAUAUAAAAUCAUAUUCUUUACCCCCAAGUAAUGCGAUAGUUUUGGCUUUUCCGCAUUUAGUUAAAACGAUUUUAAGCUCUAUUCACAGAGAUUUACCAAGGCAGAUUUAUGUAGUUUUAAAGGCAUAUUAUUUUAACCAUUGACAAAUAAAUAAGACAAGUUAUCACGCA
Asterias rubens (European starfish) is the source of this 7371-nucleotide messenger RNA. RefSeq names its product regulator of nonsense transcripts 1-like. The transcript has 21 exons. The record is from RefSeq and is a predicted model, not a curated record. Bases 372 to 3797 code for a protein of 1141 amino acids. Gene Ontology annotation, cellular component: cytoplasm. Gene Ontology annotation, biological process: nuclear-transcribed mRNA catabolic process, nonsense-mediated decay. Lineage: Eukaryota; Metazoa; Echinodermata; Asteroidea; Forcipulatida; Asteriidae. Gene Ontology annotation, molecular function: RNA helicase activity; RNA binding; ATP binding.